GAUAUUAUUAUUGACCGGCUGAAUCUGGAAGAAACGAUGCGGUGACAACGGGUGAUUGCACAUGAACGUCACCGUGUGUCCGGAAACGAUAACGUUCAAAAGCAAACGACCGUGGAUGAAUUUUGAGAGGCGUGUCGUUACCAAAGCUAGCGUAGCUUUGCUAACGUAAGUCAAAGUGGAUGUGUGACAGCUAGCAGAACUGGUACCACAACACGUCCGGUUAGGGUAUUUGGACUUUAUUAUGAACAGAUAUGGACAUUAUGUGAAGAAAUACAUGGAUAGAACAAACAACAAACUAUAAGCCACGGAACUGUACGAACCUCGACGUGGACCAAGUCCAUUUUGGGCACUGGCCACUUCAAUUGGGCUUUUAUUUUGAAAAUCCCACCAGCAUCUUCCCUUGUCGUCAGAGUUAACUUGACGGGAGAGAAGUUUACAUGAGGCAGCAGCGGCUCUGCGUGAGUGACAGCGGAGUGUGCGUGUGUGCCCUUUGCGGAAUAUUACGGGAGUUUGGUUCAAGUGGCGGUUUCACGGCCAUUGGAAACAAGUUGUCUCCGCCGGGCAGAGGAAUCGGACUUGGGAGUGAGACUCCUAUAAAACUAAGCAAUCCCAGAUUGCUGCAGAAGAGAGCUUUGAGCUUCCAGAAAGAAUUCUCCUUUGACGAAAAAGACGACCCAGCCAAAAUCACCAAGGAUAUAGAUGUGAGUCUCUUGGCCAAUCUCCCUAAAGUCUCUGAGUUGAGGAAACGAUUUGAAGGCAUUACCACAAGUUCAACUGACUGGGAAAUGAACAGAAAGGAGCGUAUUGCUCGACGGUUGGAGGGCAUCGAUGGUGAGGUGCAUCCGUCUCUGCUGCCUAGUCUGGUGGCCAACCGGCUUCUAGAGGAGGAUACACCGAGAUACACCAGGGCCAGUGACCCCUGCGAACCCUGUGGUGUUACAGUCCAGCGAUAUGGUGUGGAGGGCUUUGAAAGUCAAGAAAUGCAGCCGACGGCACCGGAGCGACAGUCCAGAGCUCGUUGUAGGCCUGACCCUCAGUCCUCCAUUCACACAGAGCCAAUAUACAGUUCGGGCUCCACCACCGGUGGCCAUGAGCUGGAGUCCAAAGCCGAGCGAAUUGCCCGCUACAAGGCGGAACGUCGCCGUCAACUGUCCGAGCGCUACGGCAUCUCCUUGGAUCAGGAGCCAGACUCGGACUGUCCCUCCCGCCGCACUCGGAAGGAGUCGGAAGGCUCGGAGAGGCGAAACCGACUGGAGUGUGUGGGGGACGACGGGAGAGAUAUCACCCUGACUUCUUACACCAGCACCUCUGCCACUAGCCCGGGGUCCGGACGCACAGCACAGCACCACGGCCAAAGCGACCCGGGCUACGAGAUGGCUCGAACCAGGGCGGACUCAUUCUCAGAGAGGGAGAGGCUGAUGAACCUGGAGAAUCAACGGAGGGCCGCUCCCCCUGAGCCGCCAUCCCCCUCUACCUACAUGGAUGUGACGUCGCUGUCCUCAGCCGCCCGGGUGCCCGCCAGGGACUACGCGGUCACAGGAAUGCCACCCAGUUCACCCAAGCUGAACAGGAACCCUUCGCUCUCCUCUCCUAAACACAGUGCGUCUCCUGGGGACCUCUUCAUCGAGCAGCAGGCCCACAACAUCCUCAGCAGACAGGGUGCGAGGGCGUCGCCGAGCACUGAUUGGUUCCUCCAGACUGAUGCUGAGGGUGACACGCACUCCCUCAUCAACUGGCCGUCGAGAAUCAAAGUUAGGGAGAGGCUUGCCAGGGAGGAGGGCCGCCAGAGGAGCCCAGAGCUGGGAAAUGUUACAGAAGCCCCAGUGCACCGCAGACAAUUUCAGCACCAGACCUCUACACAUUACCACGCGGAUCCAUCGGGCCCCCAGCAGGUCUGUGCAAAACCCCACCAACAUGCCCCGGCUCCGCUCACCCGAUCUGGGCAAGUGGGGGGACAGGAAGUUGUUGGACAUCCCAGUUACCUUUCCAUGGCCUCUGGUCCCACAUCCAGAGGCAGGCAGCAGCUGCAGCAGCAGCAGGCUCCGGAGGAAGAGACUGAGGAGACAGAGGAUGUGAAGACAGAGGGCCUUCUGAGGAGUAGGAAAGCAGUUUUGCCCUCGGAGAUCCGCCGUAGGGAGAGGAGCACUGAGGACCCACGGAGAGGAAGAGGGGAGGAGGACCUGGGGAUGUCCAAGGUGCAAAGCCUCACUGAGGCAGAGGAUCUUGCAAGGGACAGACACAGAGACAGAGCCAGGUGGGAUGAAACCGAGAACGCCUCCCGUUUCCAUGCAGCCGAGAGCCGGCACAGAGAGCGGGAGAGGGCCUUUCAUAUCCACAAAGGGGCGGCCGCAACCAACAUCCAGCCCAGAGCGGCACAUGCAGCCCCAGGAAGCUCCACCUCCAGCGCAGCCUUGAGUCGCCCGAUGUCAGAGGCUGCGGACUCGCAAGGGCCCAGUCAAAGGAACCGGCAGAACCACCUUGUGGAGGUCAGGCAGGGCGAAGGUUUCAGUAACGGAGAGAGCCUCCAGGACAGCCGGGUGUCUGUGGCCCAGCUCAGACAUUCUUACUUGGACAGCACCGGCACCCCUCCAACCGGCCGCAGGAAUGAGCCUGAGUUUGAGGGGGACAGGGCGAUCCUGGGCUACGAGGCCCCCUGGAGAGUGGAAAGGGACAGGGGGCGCAGGCCCCAGCAGUAUGCCUAUCCCGAGGAGAGUAGAAAGACCUCAGAGAGGUUUAGGACGCAGCCCAUCACUUCUGCUGAGCGCCAGGAGACCGAUAGGUCCUGUGUGAGUUCAGAUUUUGCUUCUACUGAAGGUGAUGAAGAGAAGCUAGAUGAUCGAGCCAAGCUGAGCGUAGCGGCCAAGCGCUCUCUCUUCAGGGAACUGGAGAAGAGCAUCGAUGGCGGAGCUCCCAAGCCUCGAUCCAGGAAUGCCGCGGUAGACAGGAGACUGAGGCGGACACAAGACCGAUCCAGAACUCAGCCGGUCACCACGGAGGAGGUCGUCAUCGCCGCAACCGUCCCCUCUCAUGUGCCACAAACGGUGACUGUUCUCACUGCUGUAGCACGCAUCCCUAGCCCCACUUUCCCAUCAUCCAGCCUGCAGGCGUCCUCGCAGCAGAGCGCUGCCGCCCAGGAGCAGGCAAGGGAGGCGCGGAGGGCGCAGGACAUGCAGGAGGCCCAGGCCUCGAAGCCGGUGUCCGCGAUGGAGGGAAAAGCUCAGGGUCAGGUUCAGGAGGAGCCCGACCUCUGCACCCUGAGCCUGGCAGAAAAGAUGGCACUGUUCAACCGGCUGGCUCAGCCUCCGACCAGGGUCACCCGCACCCGAGGGGACACGCGCCAGCGCAGGGCCAACGCUCGCUACCAGACACAGCCCAUCACGCUGGGAGAUAUGGAGCAGGAGUCCUCAGACAUAGACGUCAGGGAUGAGCAGGAGCUGUGUGACAGCCCAGUCGAGCACCUACAACUUCAAAAUGGUACAGGCUCUCGUUUAGAGCACGUCCCCUCUUCGUCCUCCUCGUCUGCACUGAGAGCAGGAAGCACCGUGUCCACUGACCAUGCCGGAGACAUCCACAUAACCAGAGCACCAGCCCGGGCAGAAAACCUCCCCGACAGGCCUCUGCACCCUCGCCAUGCAGAGGGCCCGGCCCGGCGCCCCAAGGACUCCGUGGAGAACCAGCAGUACCGAAACUUGCCCCAGAGAGACGACCGGUUCGAUGUGGGAGCCGGCAAAAGGAAGCUGCCCUCGCCUGACCGAGCGGUCAGGCAGGCCGCUCUACCCCAACCCCACACGAGAAGAGAGAGGAGGAGGGAGGAGGUGGAGGAGGAGGUGGAGCGGUGGCUGUCCAGAGAGACGGGAGAGGGAGUUGUGCAGAGCUCAGAGAGCCACGUGCUGCUGGAGAGGCAGGAGCAGAGGGGGCAUCUGAGGAAGGAAGGACACUAUCCCGACGGACAGAGGAGCAGGACAACCAGUGGAGAGCCGGUGGAGUCGACGGCGGUGACAUCCAGAGCAGCUCCGGAUUCGCCGGGGAUGGUAUGUGAGCCUCCAGCAGCAGACACGCACACAGACGGCAGCAGCCUGUUUGAACCCGAGCAAGGAGACGAACUGAGCGACGCCAUGAUGGCAAAACACAUGUCCAUCAAAGAGAGAGUUGCCUUGUUGAAGAAGAGUGGCGAGGACGACUGGAGGAACAGGAUCAAUAGGAAGCAGGAUGCGGUGAAGGCUGCCGCGGGCGAGCAGCCCGCUCCGUUCCUCGAGGUGGAGCAGAGCUUCCAGAAGAAGGAUGAUGAAUCACGGAUGAUGAUCGAUGAGUUUGCUGUGACCGACCAGCUUUGGGAGCCAGCCUUUGCCUCCACAUCCUCACCUCCUUUUCACCCCCUUUCCCCUGACGAGUCAUCCAGCCAGGCCGCCAGUUCUCCCAGACCCAUGCAGGUGGAUGAGAGACACCCCUGGAGACGGAAGAGAAUAGCCGAGGCCGAGAUGGAGUGCCAGGCGAUCGAGGCCCGCAUGUCCAUCCAGGAAAGGAAACUUCUGAUUGUGGCCCAAGAGGAGGCCUGGAAGACGAAAGGCCACGGAGCCGCCAACGAUUCCACCCAGUUCACCGUGGCCGCGCGCAUGGUGAAGAAAGGGUUGGCCUCCCCCUCUGCCCUCCAGUCUCCAGUGGCAUCCAAACCCAAGAACAGCAGCCCUGCAAUCUCCAAACCACAAGAAGACAUGGAGGAGAUGUCUGAUACUGAAGAGAUCAUGGCCAUACCAGAUUUGAACCUGGAGUCGGACAGUAAGCUCGAUAAGCUGGAAUCCUUCCUCGGCAAGAUCAACAGUAAAGUGUCUGGACUGCCUGAAGCCACCAUCACAGUGACGGAGAAGAAGGUAAAGGAGGUGAUGACCCUCGAGGACGAGACUUUCUCCAAGUUCUACCGCCAAGUGGAGGAGCUCCCCUCCAUCACCAACAAGGUGGAGAUAGACGACGACUUUGAUGCCAUCUUCGGUCCCCAGGUGCCAAAGCUGACGUCGGAGAUGGUGCAGCACAAGCGAGCGGUGCGCCCGGCGCGCAAUGUCCAGUCGUCCAGGAACCCUCUGAAGACGCUUGCUGCCAGGGAGGACAUCCGACACGAGUACACGGAGCAGAGGCUCAACGUCGGCCUGCUGGAGAGCAAGAGGAUGAAGGCUGAGAAGAUGAAUAAAAACUCUGGUUUCUCCGACGUGGCUCUGGCCGGUCUCGCCAGCAAGGAGAACUUCAGCAGCGUCAACCUGCGAAGUGUCAACGUCUCAGAACAGACGUCCAACAACAGCGCCGUGCCCUACAAGAAACUCAUGCUCUUGCAGGUCAAAGGCCGAAGGCACAUCCAGACCAGGCUGGUGGAGCCCAGAGUGUCCUCCCUGAACAGCGGCGAUUGUUUCCUGCUCAUCGCGCCACACCACUGCUUCAUCUGGACUGGAGAGUUUGCCAAUGUCAUCGAGAGGAACAAGGCUUCGGAGUUGGCCAACUUCAUCCAGAGCAAAAGAGACCUGGGUUGCCGUGCCAAUCACGUCCAGGUCAUCGAGGAGGGCGCCAACACGCUCAGCCACGCUGCCAAGGAGUUCUGGAAGAUUCUGGGAGGGCAGUCAAGUUAUCAGUCUGCGGGAACACCAGACGAAGACGAGUUGUAUGAGGGCGCCAUCGUGGAGACGAACUGUAUUUACCGCCUGAUGGAUGACAAACUGGUCCCAGAUGAUGAUUUUUGGGCCAAGAUGCCUCGCUGCUCGUUACUCGAACCCAAGGAGGUUUUGGUGUUUGACUUUGGCAGUGAGAUGUACAUAUGGCACGGGAAGGAAGUGACGCUUGCGCAGAGGAAGGUGGCCUUCCAGCUGGCCAAGCACCUGUGGAACGGCACCUUCGACUACACAAACUGUGACAUCAACCCACUUGACCCAGGAGAGUGCAAUCCACUCAUACCCAAGAAAGGCCAGGGCCGGCCUGACUGGGCAGUGUUUGGCAGACUGACGCAACACAAUGAAACGACCCUGUUCAAAGAGAAGUUCCUGGACUGGAGCGACUCCAGGAAAACACCCAGCCCCACGAAAAACAACAACCAUCACACCGCUGAUCAAAAGGAGCAGUCCGCCUCUGAUCAUCCCCGGGCGUACGACGCCUCCCUGAUGCUGCACCUCCAUCAGGUGCCCGUCUGCUCCAAGCUGGAUGGGUUCAAUGUGGGGCGAGGCUACGGCCUGGUGGAGGCGGAGGAGUGGCGGAGCUACGAGAUCAGCACCCUCGCGGUGGAGGUGUGGCACAUCCUGGAGUUCGACUACAGCCGCCUGCCGCGCCAGAGCAUCGGCCAGUUUCACGAAGGCGACACCUACGUGGUGAAGUGGAAGUAUAUGGUCAGCGCUGCAGUUGGGAAGAGACAGAACCCUGAGCAGCUGAAGACGGCCGGGCCUGGGAAGGAGAAGUGCUGCUACUUCUUCUGGCAGGGCCGCAACUCCACCGUCAGCGAGAAAGGAACGUCAGCGCUGAUGACAGUGGAGCUGGACGAAGAGCGAGGAGCACAGGUUCAAGUCCAGCAGGGUAAGGAGCCUCCGUGUUUCCUGCAGUGCUUCAAAGGAGGGAUGGUCGUCCACUCAGGGAAGAGAGAAGAGGAGGAGGAGAACACACAGAAUGACUGGCGUUUGUAUUGUGUGCGGGCGGAGGUGGAGGUGGAGGGCUUCUUGCUGGAGGUGGCCUGUCACUGCAGCAGUCUACGCUCCAGAGUCUCCAUGGUGCUGCUGAGCGUCAGCCAAGCCCUCAUCUACCUGUGGCACGGCUGCAAGUCUCAGACACACACACGGGAGGUGGCCCGCACCGCCGCCAACAAGAUCAAAGAACAUUGUCCUCUGGAAACAGGCCUCCACAGCAGCAGCAAGGUGACCAUCCGGGAAUGUGACGAAGGAGCAGAGCCCACGGGAUUCUGGGAAGCCCUCAGGAGGAGGGACAGGAAAGCGUACGACUGCAUGCUGCAAGACCCAGGCAGGUUUAACUUCACACCACGUCUCUACCAGUUGAGCAGCAGUUCAGGGGAGUUUGCUGCGGUGGAGUUUCUCUACCCAGCCAGAGACCCCAAGCAGGUCAACUCUAUGCCCUUCCUACAGGAGGACCUUUAUGCAGCUUCCCAGCCAGCCCUGUUCCUGGUGGACAACCACCAUGAGGUCUACCUGUGGCAGGGCUGGUGGCCUCAGGACAGUGAAAGCACCGGCUCAGCCCAAAUCCGCUGGGACUCUGACCGGAAGUGUGCCAUGGAGACUGUGCUGCAGUACUGUAGAGAAAAGAACGAGAAGAAGCCUCCCAAAGCAUAUCUGAUCCACGCCGGUCUGGAGCCGCUCACCUUCACCAACAUGUUCCCCAACUGGGAGCACAGAGAGGACGUCGCUGAGAUCACAGAGAGGGAGGCAGAGGUGUGUAACCAGAUUAUCCUGGUGGAGGACGUGUUGGCGAGGCUUUGUAAAACCAUGUACCCGCUGGCAGACCUUCUGGCCCGGCCGCUGCCCGAGGGAGUCGACCCUCUCCGUCUGGAGGUCUACCUGUCUGAGGAGGACUUUGAGGGUGUAGGGGCUCAUGGGAAGAAAGCCCUGGAGAUGACCAGAGAGGAGUACGGGGGUUUGCCCGUCUGGAAACAGGUGAAGUUGAAGAAAGCAAAAGGACUUUUCUGAAACGGAGAGCUGAGCCGAAGACACAAAGAUGUUUUUGUUUUGUUUACGCCUGCACACAACAGCGGCUCGGGGGGGUAGAGAAAACCUGCGUGAACCCGGUGAUGUGGGGUUGAGGAUGGACGAGAGGAGUUAGGAAGUCGUGGAGGAGACCAUGGGCAGAUGGGACGUGUGCCCGCCCUCUCGUGCUGCAGAUUUCCUUCUCGUUUGCUUUUUGUGUUUGCAUCUUGUUCGUCCAAGUAGGAGACACGUGUAGGCCGAUGCACCUGUGAGUGAACGUGUCUAUAAUUUUACACUCUGUUAAUGUUUGUACAUAAUGUACAAAAUACGCAGGACAGCCGGUGCCCCUACAACGUCAGUGCAGCCAUCUACGGGAGUGGGAGCAGGCCUUUCAACCUGUUCAACACACUCCACGUCAGAGACUGCUACUCUCUUGUAUGUAUGUUGAUGCAUUACAAAUAAUUUAUAUUUAUAUUAAAUCUAUAAAGGAUUUUUUUUUUUUAAAUAUUCACAAAUAUUUACUGAACUUAAAAAGUAAUAAAGUGUAUAAUGAAUGUUAAGGAGGUUUGUGUCAUAUGUUGAUAAAUACUGGAUAUUAGUGAGAGUCUGUUUCGCUGUACAGUUCACCGUUUUGCCAUUUACAAAUCCAACGAUGCAGCUUCGUUCGCGUCUAGUGUAGUUAUUAUUUCCCCUGGUAGAGAUUAAACAGGUUCGAUUAAUGGCUAAGAGAGCGAUUUGAAAGUGUUUGAUUUUUAAGUCCUGCAGUGUAUAGUGCCUUGCUUUGUGUACAGUUUAUAUACAGACCGUAGUCUGCAUUUUGAAGACUUUUUGUGAUAUAAAGAACUAUUAGAGAAAUAAAAACCCUGAAAGUUGGACAUCUGAAAA
This is a messenger RNA of Scophthalmus maximus (turbot), 8543 nucleotides long. RefSeq names its product supervillin a (gene svila). Gene Ontology annotation, cellular component: actin cytoskeleton; cytoplasm. Gene Ontology annotation, biological process: actin polymerization or depolymerization; actin filament severing; barbed-end actin filament capping. Gene Ontology annotation, molecular function: phosphatidylinositol-4,5-bisphosphate binding; actin filament binding. The record is from RefSeq and is a predicted model, not a curated record. The transcript has 44 exons. Lineage: Eukaryota; Metazoa; Chordata; Actinopteri; Pleuronectiformes; Scophthalmidae. Bases 438 to 7661 code for a protein of 2407 amino acids.